AUGGAAAAGCAACCGCCCGAAAAAUUUGAUGAUCUCGUGAAAGAUGCGGGUACGUACAGCUCGGCCCGGGUCAGAUACGCUUUAAGGACCAGACUAAACAGGAUGCGAACCGACCGAGGCCGCUGUAGCCAUGUAACCUGCGAACAAGAGAUAACCCGGCGUGCGAUCGUGGAGCCCAACUACAGACAAUGUAUCGCGCUGUUAGCCAAGAGAGAAAGUUCAGUGGCACCUUUCAAGAGUUACAUGCGACACCAGACGAAGCUGUCUGAUGCGAUGGCCGAACAACCGGAACAUUGA
Molecule: messenger RNA, 297 nt
Organism: Cinara cedri
Lineage: Eukaryota; Metazoa; Arthropoda; Insecta; Hemiptera; Aphididae
Source: the annotation of a GenBank genome assembly